AUAAACCCUAAACUCGUGGAUACGGAAGACGAUCUCGUACGGGUAGCUCAUGGAUAACUCAGUCGAGUCAGGUGAGAAGCGUCUUAGGGUAUUUGGAGCUCUCUCUGGGCGCCGAUCGUUCUCUUCUUCAUCUUCUCCUUCUUCCGCCACAAUUCCACUGCCAUGCGAGACGAAGCGCAUGAAUCUCUUCUCGGCAGUGAACGAGGCGCUUCACAUUGCGCUGGAAUCGGAUCCAAGGGCCUACGUGUUUGGAGAAGAUGUUAAAUUCGGUGGAGUUUUUAGGUGCACUAGCGGGCUGGCGGAUGCGUUUGGGACGCAUCGAGUUUUCAACACUCCUUUGUGCGAGCAAGGACUCGUUGGAUUUGGAAUUGGUCUUGCUGCUAUGGGAAAUCGUGCUAUCGCCGAGAUCCAGUUCGGAGACUACAUUUUCCCAGCGUUUGAUCAGCUCGUGAACGAAGCUGCAAAGUUCCGGUACAGGAGCGGAAAUGCUUUUAAUUGUGGAGGUCUCACUGUAAGAUCUCCGUAUGGUGCCGUAGGACAUGGAGGCCACUAUCAUUCCCAGUCCCCAGAAGCUUUUUUUUGCCAUGUUCCUGGUCUAAAGGUGGUGAUUCCAAGGAAUCCGUCACAAGCGAAAGGAUUGUUGCUUGCUUCUAUCAGAGACCCGAAUCCUGUUAUAUUUUUCGAACCGAAGUGGCUGUAUCGUCUAUCCGUGGACGAGGUUCCAGAGGGAGAUUACAUGCUUCCUUUGUCCAAAGCAGAGGUGAUACGCGAGGGGACAGACAUUACACUAGUUGCGUGGGGAGCGCAACUCGCAGUAAUGCAGCAAGCAUGCGCCGAGGCCGAAAAGGAAGGAAUCUCGUGUGAGCUCAUUGAUCUGAGAACUCUCAUUCCAUGGGACAAGGAACUCGUGGAAGCUUCGGUGAACAAAACGGGGAAGUUGAUAGUUAGCCAUGAAGCGCCAGUCACUGGAGGUUUUGGCGCAGAGAUCGCAGCAACCAUUGCGGAGCGUUGUUUUCUACGGCUCGAGGCCCCGAUUGCGAGAGUAUGCGGCCUUGACACGCCGUUUCCUCUUGUCUUUGAGCCAUUCUACAUGCCUACAGCAAACAAAGUUUUAGACGCAAUCAAAGCGGCUGUAAAAUUCUAACUAUCAAAGUCUCGCUAGACACGAUCGAGCGAGAAAAAUUCUCUACAAGAAAAGAGCGUGAACACCGGGUUCGCUCUUUUGACUCACAACUUUACGCCAAAAGCAAAGGAAAAAGUACAAAGUGCCCCUGUAGUCCACGGAUUGCGACUCUAUAUUUUUUAUAUGGUCCUUUCCUGGUGCCAUGAAAGCCGCGGUGGAUUCAAGCUCAAAGUUUCAGUUUCCAGAUCAAAGCGACAAAAGGUACAAGGAAGUGUGUCAUAUGAAACUACUGCUCUCUCAAUUCCAAUUCAAUUCCAAGGUACUGCCAAGGCCAAAACAUGAUAUAUUUUCUUUCUUCGUUAUUUCUCCAGCCUUGAUCGAUUUGAGUCCCUGUCGAUAAAAGAAUGUCCGUUCAUUCCGGUCCAGAGAGACAGUGCUCAUAAAAAAAGCUUGAAAUUUUUUUUC
This is a messenger RNA of Selaginella moellendorffii, 1588 nucleotides long. Its product is annotated as 2-oxoisovalerate dehydrogenase subunit beta 2, mitochondrial. NCBI's taxonomy places the organism in Eukaryota, Viridiplantae, Streptophyta, Lycopodiopsida, Selaginellales, Selaginellaceae. Gene Ontology annotation, biological process: response to nutrient; branched-chain amino acid catabolic process. The transcript is spliced from 14 exons. The record is from RefSeq and is a predicted model, not a curated record. Gene Ontology annotation, molecular function: catalytic activity. The coding region runs from base 50 to 1144 and encodes 364 amino acids.